This is a messenger RNA of Besnoitia besnoiti, 1620 nucleotides long. Its product is annotated as DnaJ domain-containing protein. Bases 1 to 1620 code for a protein of 539 amino acids. Gene Ontology annotation, biological process: spliceosomal complex disassembly. The record is from RefSeq and is a predicted model, not a curated record. Gene Ontology annotation, cellular component: spliceosomal complex. The transcript is spliced from 2 exons. NCBI's taxonomy places the organism in Eukaryota, Apicomplexa, Conoidasida, Eucoccidiorida, Sarcocystidae.
AUGGCUGGAGCUGGGGAGGCCGCGGAGGGCCCCGCGAACUGCCCCCUCCCCGAAAUGCUUCUGGGCUUCUGCCCGUAUGCAGUUUUGGGAAUCGUGCCGCCACCGCAGGACUCAGCUCAGGGGUCGUCGAGUUCUUCUGCGUCUGGCGCUGCGUCAUCUGCCUCCUCGUCCUCUGCGCAAGCGUCAGGUGCCGCGUGCGUCUUUUUCGCGUCGGUUUCUGUGAAAACUCUUGCUUCAUCUUACAGACGAGCUGCGCUCCGGGCGCAUCCGGACAAGAAUCGAGGGCGGGAAGAAGAAGCGGCGCAGGAGUUCGUCCGCAUCCAAGCUGCUUACUCUUUUCUGUCUUGUGAAGACAGCCGUGCGGCGUACCACGCCUUCCUAGAGCGACAGGAGCGGCACGGCGCUCUGCUGGCUGAGCGCCGCCGCCGCGGCCUGCAGGCAGAUGAAAAGAAGCGGAAGUUCGCGGAGGAGCUCAAGCAGAGGGAGGAGGCCUUUGCCCAGGCGCAGAAGAAGGCGCAGGAGGAAGCCAAACAACGGGGGGCGGGCGCGGCAUCCGAGAAGGAGAGGCUGCAGCGCAUGCGCGAGAGAAACGAGAAGCUCAUCGAGGCGCAUCAGGAGAGCCUGAACGCGAAGUACGCGCAGCAAGCGCAGGCUGCGAUGCCGUCCACUGCAGCCGGUCUUUCUGGCUUCUGGGCGUCUCCGCAAGCAUAUUCGUCGUCAUGGAACGCGUUUGACUUCAAACGAAGGAAAACGACGGAGAGCUUCGCGUCCCACGUGCAGCCGCAGCCCCCCGUGGCGUUCUCAGAUGCGUCUCACGACGCGUCUGUGGACGUCGACGACAUCGAAGACAUUCUCAGGCGGUCGGUGUACGUCCACUGGACAGUUGGCGCGGCGGCCGGAGGGAACGGCGGGGGGCAGACUUCUGAGAAGGGGGUCGCGUCUGCGAACGCCGUUUCGGCCGAGGACGCAGCGGCGUCUGAGGCAGGCGCUGCCACCGUCACGCCCUUGCUGAUUUCUUCUCUUUUCAUCCCUCUGCACGCACUCUAUAUCUUUGGCUACAACGCAGAUCAUGGAUAUGCACUGGUGGCGUUUGCGACUCGGGAGCGAGCGCUGGAGAGCGCCCUCGAGUUUCAGCAGCAGCAGAGACAGAAUCGAAGGGGGUUGAGCGGCGAGACGAAAAAGAAGAUGCCGCGACUUCGCGUGAAAAUCGCCGACCAGGUCGAUCACCUCAGAGAGCGCCUGGCUGCGCUUCAAGAAGAGGCCGACGCGGCUGGAGUCGAGUUCGCCCGCGCGGCGGCAAAAGCCGCAGGGGCGAAGAGCUCUCGCCCCGCGGCAGCGCCAGCAACUCCCGACGCGGGGGGCGGCGCGCGAGACACUCAAGAACCUGGGCGCGGCCCUUUCUCUAGGCCGACACAAGACGCGCGUCUCCCUAGAGCUCCUGAACUCGCCCGGACGCACCCGGUCUUCCUCUCGCCUCCUACGGUGAUGACAACGGCGUCGCUGGCCGCGUUUGAAGAGGCGACGCUUCGGCAACUGAGACUCGCAGCUGCCAAGAAGGCGAUGCAAGAGACCCAACGUCAGCCAGCGGGUGGCGCGCCGGCUGCUGCUGAGGAGGGCUAG